AUGGAUCGUCGUGUUGGCUCGCUUGCCGUUUUAUUACUCCUGUCAGCUACCAUCCCUCUGUCGCAAUCAUGGCUCGUGCGAUGCCCUGCGAUCUUCAGCAACCCCGUCGUCAGCGUGAUCCAGGCGACCAUGCGAGGCGACAAGAAGAAGGCCGAUACAACACAAAUGGCGGACGGUACACUAAAGAUUACUGUAUUCUCGAGCACCAAGGGCACGGACAUCAAAUUCGAGCUCACCUCCAACGACCUCUACUUUCCGCUCUUCAAAACUCUUAACUACGGCCCCGCGGGAGCAACCGGCGAUGCUAUUCUGACCAUUCCCGGCACGCCCACGAUCGCACUGCGCGCCGAUGGCAUCACGUACAAGUCGGUCGGGUGGAUCAAGCAGGCGGAUUCCGCCAAGGCGAGCAACGGGCAAACGGUUACGAACGUUUUGAAGCAGCUUGAUUUAAACCCCGCCAACUAUUACGUGCAAGUGUCGGCGUUUAAGUUCCUGGGCAACAUUCGCGGGCAGCUGCAACGAGGGAUGUUCGUUCCGUGCAUGUCGGUAUGA
Closterium sp. Naga37s-1 is the source of this 552-nucleotide messenger RNA. NCBI's taxonomy places the organism in Eukaryota, Viridiplantae, Streptophyta, Zygnematophyceae, Desmidiales, Closteriaceae. The record is from the annotation of a GenBank genome assembly.